This is a messenger RNA of Rhodamnia argentea, 2741 nucleotides long. RefSeq lists its product as uncharacterized. Gene Ontology annotation, molecular function: zinc ion binding. The coding region runs from base 719 to 2263 and encodes 514 amino acids. The transcript is spliced from 8 exons. NCBI's taxonomy places the organism in Eukaryota, Viridiplantae, Streptophyta, Magnoliopsida, Myrtales, Myrtaceae. The record is from RefSeq and is a predicted model, not a curated record.
GUCCCCGCUCUCGCACGUUGAAGUUUGUCAAUCUGAUCAUGAUGGUACACAACGAAACCGGUUUUCUCGGUGCAUGAUGUGAUACCGGUCCAUCGGUGAAUCAUCCUCCAUUCAUGGCCCGCAGCAUGCUGGCGCACAGUAACUGUUGUGCUCCUCGGCCUUUCUCGACCGAAUGAUAAGAUGGGCGAACAAGACUUGCUGCAUAGUUGAGAGAUCCAAGAUCCAUCAUCGUCUGCCAUUCUCUGUUCAGGAGAGAGAAGAGUUUCCGUCAAUCUGCAGAGCAUUAAAACGAGCGACAUUUCUGUUCAUUAAGCGACGACAUCAUGCGUCAAUUAUCACAGACAAAAGUUGGUAAAGAGUCCGCGCGCACCGGAGGGGAAUUUAAGUGGGGAGCGAUUGAGUUUGCGUGCGUACGUUGCGUUCUGGGAGGCCCGUCCACAGUAAUUCAAAAUCUUCGCGCACACCAUUAAAUGGCGUUAACACUAACGCUUCAUCUUCCCCACGAUCCCAUUUCUGUCCAAGACUCGGUCUUCUCUCUAGUUUGAACUUCCUCUCUCUCUCUCUCUCUCUCACCGUCUCUGUCCCUUUUCUUCUUUUUCCAAGUUGUAAGCCUUAUGGGGUGAUUUUUUGGGUGGUCUCGUGCUGAUUCCUAUGCUCUGUUCUGAGGGUUGCUCUGCUUGUUGAAUCUUCUGUAUACCCUUUCGGGUUUUCAAGUAAAAUGGAAACCGAAGAGAAGGUCUCAGAGAAGGAGCAAGAAGAUGUGAUCACUGGUGACGCAACAGUAGUCAUUCCCAUUCAUAAGGUCGAAGAUUUGAUGGGAGUAGCCCAAGAAGCUCCACGGGUUCAUCAUUGGCGAAAACAAAACCUUUUCCUAGAUAUACCUUCAAGGAAGAUGGGAAUGUGUACUCACGACAAUGUCGUGAUCAGAAUGCCACCGACACCGGGUGCCACCCCUAAGAGAGUAAAUUUUCUGUUAACACCGAGCUCGAACGAAACGAGAAAUAAUGAUGCGUCUCCAGGUCCCUCUUCUUCUAGGGGCAAAUCAUCCAUAAAGAACUUAUUGCCUAUGUUGAGCUUCAUUCACCGAAAUUCAGCAGCAGACGCCGAGAAAGCUGCCAAUCCAGAACCAGAUGCUUCCUUCACAGGACUAAGGGAAAAACCUUCCAUAGCUAGGUCGCUGUCACUCACGAAGUUAUUUACUCCUAGAAUGAAGAGAGCAUCUUCGCUACCGGCGACUCCAAUUGGGAACUCUGGCAAAGAAUCCUCGCACAGCGAAAGAGUGUGUAGUACUCCCCAGCCCAGUUCAACAGGACCUCGAAGAACAAUUCUGCGGUCACUUUCCGUUCCUGUCAACGACAAAGAGAAAAACAUUAGGAGAAUGGACUCUUUCUUCCGAGUAAUACCUUCUACACCGGGUCGAAAGGAAGGAGACGCAAUGCCUAACAUGUCUCAGACAGUUGAUCACGCAAAUGACGCUGACGGUGAAGACAUACCCGAAGAAGAGGCGGUUUGUAGGAUUUGCUUGGUCGAAUUGUGCGAGGGCGGGGAGACUCUCAAGAUGGAAUGCAGCUGCAAAGGCGAACUGGCUCUAGCCCAUAAAGAAUGCGCUGUGAAAUGGUUUAGCAUCAAAGGUAACAAGACUUGCGAUGUGUGCAAACAGGAAGUUCAGAAUCUGCCUGUGACUCUUUUGAGAAUACAAAGCAUCCGCAAUCGAACCGGGGAGGGUGCUCGAGUUCACCAGGAAGAUCUUAGUCGAUACAGGCUGUGGCAGGAACUGCCGGUCCUCGUCAUCGUGAGCAUGCUCGCCUACUUUUGUUUUCUUGAGCAGCUCUUGGUUUCAAAGAUGGGUACCGGCGCAAUUGCCAUAUCUCUUCCAUUCUCAUGUGUUUUAGGUCUCCUAGCGUCCAUCACUUCAUCAACGAUGGUGAAGAGCAGAUAUGUCUGGGUUUAUGCGUCUUUCCAGUUUGCCUUGGUGUUUCUCUUCGCUCAUGUAUUUUACUCUUUGGUUCAUCUGCUAGCUGUCCUAUCAGUUCUCUUUGCAUCUUUUGCUGGUUUCGGUGUUGCAAUGAGCGCGAGUUCGGUCCUUGUCGAGUUCUUGAGAUGGAAGAGAAGAUGGCAUGCCCAUUCUGUACAAUCUCGCCGUGCUCAGGUGGCAACGCACCCAGGCCAGGUUCCACGGGGAUAUCCGGAUUCACCCUGGGAAGGAUCCUCUCUGAGCCAUCCGACCCAAGUGAACAACCCGGAAACGUUUAGCGGGAGAUGAACCGGUCGGUACUCUGUAGCCAAAUCACGCAACAUUCGAUUUGGCUGAUUACAAGCAGUUCCGGGCCGAAUUUUUCUGUAGUUUGUGUGGAAAGAUGCUGCAAUAUAUGUGCUAAACAGGCGGUUUCCUUUCGGAACUAUUACAAUCAUCGCGGUUGCGACUUGUGGCUGGCUUACGAGCUGUAGAUAGUCGAUUUUGUCCAGGUCUUAAUGUCUUAGGCAUUCGGUUUAUGGAUUAUGCUAGGAUUCGGCCCCGGUCACUCCAUUCCGACUUCACAUGGGAUGAACGAAAUAAGACUUGCCGUUUUGCAAAAUUACUUUCUUCAGUAAGGAUGGGCAUUAAAUAUGGAGCGAUUGUUGUUAGGGGUGAUCGGUUUUGAUCCGUUAAUCGAGGAAUCCAAUGAAACCGGUUACAUGUGCUUGAAACAUAUAUUCACAUUUUAAAUGUGUAGAAUUAGCCCUAAUAAUUAAGAUUUUAA